Amphibalanus amphitrite is the source of this 546-nucleotide messenger RNA. RefSeq names its product protein MAK16 homolog. Bases 1 to 468 code for a protein of 155 amino acids. The record is from RefSeq and is a predicted model, not a curated record. The transcript is spliced from 4 exons. Gene Ontology annotation, cellular component: preribosome, large subunit precursor; nucleolus. Gene Ontology annotation, biological process: maturation of 5.8S rRNA; maturation of LSU-rRNA. NCBI's taxonomy places the organism in Eukaryota, Metazoa, Arthropoda, Thecostraca, Balanomorpha, Balanidae.
AUGGCCAUGAAGAAGCUGGUGCCGCUGCCGAGGAAGGUGGAGCGCCGCGAGGUCCGAAGGGAGGACAAGGCCCUGGUGGCGGCCAACAUCGACAAAGCCAUCGAGAAGGAGCUGCUCGAGAGGCUGAAAAAGGGCACGUACGGGGACGUGUACAAUUUUCCGCAGGCCACCUUCGACAAGGUGCUCUCCAAGGAGGGCGUCGAGAGCGACGAGGAGGAGGACGCAGAGGGCGAGGAGGAAGAGGAAGAGGAGCUCGAGGAGGAGCUGGAGAAGGAGUUUGUCGCCGACUUCGCCGAGAGCGACGAGGAGGCUGACAUUGAGGACUACGGCGCUGACUCGUCGGACAGCGACACGGAGUCGGCGGCGGCGGCGGCGGCGGCGCGGCCGGCUCCCUCGCGGACCAAGCGGCCCCGGGUGGAGAUCGAGUACGAGUACGACGGCCCGUCCACGAGCAAGGUCAAGUCGUGACGGCGCGGCCGGGCGGAGCGCGGCGCCCGCUGCUGGGGAGGGGUCUGACCGUUUGAAUACACAUCUGAUCGCCUGUGA